Molecule: messenger RNA, 941 nt
Organism: Pezoporus occidentalis (night parrot)
Lineage: Eukaryota; Metazoa; Chordata; Aves; Psittaciformes; Psittacidae
Product: calcium-binding protein 2-like
Exons: 6
Coding region: 83-766 (227 amino acids)
Biological process (GO): visual perception; regulation of voltage-gated calcium channel activity
Cellular component (GO): cytoplasm
Molecular function (GO): calcium ion binding; calcium channel regulator activity
Source: RefSeq, a predicted model, not a curated record
GGGGGCACCGGGGGUAAGAGGAUUUCCUGCUCCCUCUUAAGGCUCGGUCCUCGCCCGGCGCUGCUCCUGCCCAGCGGCCCCGAUGCCGCGCAGCCGAGGGGACAAGGGGACCCCCAAGGGCACGGGCAAGGACGGGGACAAAGCCGCCCCCCCCCGGCCCCCCGAGGACGGCGGCAGCCGGAGCCCGGGGGCCGAGCCCCGGCACAGCGGGCACGGGAACCGGAGCGGGAGGAAGGGGGCCGGGGACCCCCAUGCGGCCGCCGCCAAAACGUAUUCGCCCUUCCUGAACACGGUGUUCGGCAAGGAGAGGGAGCUGUCACCGGAGGAGCUGGAUGAGCUGCUGGACGCCUUCAAGGAGUUCGACACGGACCAGGAUGGGUUCAUCAGCUACAAGGACCUGGGCCCCUGCAUGCGCACGCUGGGGUACAUGCCCACCGAGAUGGAGCUCAUCGAGAUCUCCCAGCACAUCAAGAUGAGGAUGGGCGGGCGAGUGGACUUUGAGGACUUCGUGCAGAUGAUGGGCCCGAAGCUGCGGGAGGAGACGGCUCACAUGGUGGGCGUGCGGGAGCUCCGGAUCGCCUUCCGAGAGUUCGACGCGAACGGGGACGGGGAGAUCAGCAGUGGGGAGAUGCGGGCGGCCAUCGCGGCGCUGCUGGGCGAGCAGCUCAAGGCGCACGAGGUGGAUGAGAUCCUGCAGGACGUGGACCUCAAUGGGGACGGGCGCGUGGACUUCGAUGAGUUCGUUAUGAUGCUGUCGUCCCGGUGAUGAAGCCUGGGGACAAGGCGGGACCCCCCCUCCCUCCCCACAACCCGCCCCUGGUCCUGCCCAGCCCCAGCUCGCUGCCAUCAGUAGGGGUCAGAGUGAACAACCGGAGCCGAGCCUGCAAUGGGCAAUGGGGCAGGGGUGGGACCCCGAUGGGGGCGAUGGCAGGGCUCGGGAC